AUGGUUAAGCACAACAACGUUAUCCCAAAUGGGCACUUCAGGAAGCACUGGCAGAACUAUGUUAAGACAUGGUUCAACCAGCCUGCUCGCAAGACCAGGAGAAGAAUCGCUAGGCAGAAGAAAGCUGUGAAGAUUUUCCCUCGUCCUACUGUGGGACCCCUUCGUCCCAUUGUCCACGGGCAGACACUGAAGUAUAACAUGAAAGUCAGAGCCGGUAGGGGAUUUUCACUGGAAGAGCUCAAGGCUGCAGGUAUCCCUAAGAAAUUUGCCCCAACUAUUGGAAUUGCAGUUGAUCAUCGUCGUAGGAACUCUUCCCUGGAAGGUUUUCAGACUAAUGUUAAUAGACUGAAGACUUACAAGGCCAAAUUAGUCGUCUUCCCAAGACGGGCUCGUAAAUCCAAGGCUGGUGAUUCUACUUCAGAGGAGUUGGCAACAGCUACUCAAGUCCAAGGUUCUUACAUGCCAAUUGUAUGGGAGAAGCCAACUGUGGAGCUUGUUAAGGUCACAGAAGAGAUGAAGUCAUUCAAGGCAUAUGAUAAGCUGCGUUUAGAACGAACUAACAAGCGCCAUGUUGGAGUCAGAGCCAAGAGGGCUGCUGAGGCUGAAAAGGAAGAGAAGAAAUAG
Fraxinus pennsylvanica is the source of this 624-nucleotide messenger RNA. NCBI's taxonomy places the organism in Eukaryota, Viridiplantae, Streptophyta, Magnoliopsida, Lamiales, Oleaceae. The record is from the annotation of a GenBank genome assembly.